Molecule: messenger RNA, 1060 nt
Organism: Heterotrigona itama
Lineage: Eukaryota; Metazoa; Arthropoda; Insecta; Hymenoptera; Apidae
Source: the annotation of a GenBank genome assembly
CAGCGAUUGCCUGUUGCAUACACGUAUUCCACGAUUGUAAGUAGCAUUCUUAACUGUAUUACACAGAUACCCUCGUUUAUUGUCGCUAACAAAGGCUUAUCAAGAUUACGAAACUUCUUCAGCUGAAAAAAAUCCAAGGAAAUAUUUGGCUGCAAACAAGUUUACGUCGUGCCAGACACACACACACAUAUAUAUAUGUCUACCAUAAAAUUGCAUUUUUAUUCAGUAUAAAACUCGUGUGUUAUAUCGAGAUCGUUGCACCGGAUAUUUCGCUACAGGUCGAUCUUCGUCCACCAAUUAACUUAAAAAAUUUUCUUUAUUUCAGAAAAAACUCUUUUGCAGUCGUAAAAACGCCUUGUUUAAAAAUAAUCAUUGAUAUUUCGUGCUUUCCGUUGUAAAAACGAAUGCUUGUCUCGUUAUGCAAGCGAAGCAUGACGAAGAUCCAAGGACAGGUAUCUGCUCUUGAUGGAUCUCUUGCGAGGCGAUUUCAAACGCUGCUGACAACAAGUCUCUCCAACGGUUCUGAAUCGCACCGAAUCACGCGUUUACGGUCGCGACUAUAUCAAGUUUGGAACAAAAAUCUGAAAGUGUCCAUAUUUUACAGAGAUCUUUAUAUAUUAAUUUCAUCACUACUGAUCGUGAAAUCUGUCUUAUUGCGACUAUAUCAUUCAAGUUUGGAACAAAAAUCUGAAAGUGUCCAUAUUUUACAGAGAUCUCUAUAUAUUAAUUUCAUCACUACUGAUCGUGAAAUCUGUCUUGUAAUUUUAAAAUAGUUUAUGUAGUAUUAUUAUAUUAUUUAUAUUUUAUAUAAUAUGUAUGUAGGUCGCGACUAUAUUAUUCAAGUUUGAAACAAAAAUCUGAGAAUCUCUAUUAUAUUUUACAAAAAUCUCUAUUUCAGUAUUAAUUUCAAAUUUCAUCAAUGUGAUCGUGAAAGCUCUGUUUCAUAGUAAUUAAAAUACUUUAUAUGAUAUUAUUAUUAUUAUAUAAAAUAUUAUUUAUAUUUUAUAUAAUAUGUAUGUAGGUCGUGACUAUAUUAUUCAAGUUUGGAACAAAAGUCUGA